AUGGUUCCUCCACCACCUGUCAGCAAACCUCACGUGUGCCUCUCCACUGUGCUCAUCAUGACCAGCCUUGUCCUCAUGGAUGCCUACCUGGUGGAGCAAAGCCAGGGCUCCAGGAAGCUGGGCAUGUGUGUCAUGGUGGCAGUGGGUGACAUCUGCUUCCUGCUAGUUCUCCGCUAUGUGGCCAUCUGGGUCGGGGCAGAGGUAAAGACAGCUAAGCGGGGCUAUGCCAUGAUCCUCUGGUUCCUGUAUGUCUUCGUUCUGGAGAUUAAAGUCUACUUUGUGUACCAGAAUUAUAAAGCUGACCGUAAAAGCUUGGAUCUCAUAGCCCGCAAAGCCCUGACCUUGCUGCUCUCCAUCUGCAUCCCAGCCCUCUACGUGUUGUUGGUGGCCACAGAGCACAUGGAGUAUGUCAGAACAUUCAAGAAGAAGGAAGAUCUCCGCAACCGCCUCUUCUGGGUCAUUGUGGACAUGCUGGAUGUGCUGGACAUCCAGGCCAACCUGUGGGACAAAAAGGGGCGCCUGCCACUCUGGGCUGAGGGCAUCAUGUUCUUCUACUGCUAUAUCCUGCUCCUGGUCCUCCCUUGCGUGUCCCUGUGUGAGAUCAGCAUGCAGGGCAUUGGCAUCAUGCCGCACCGGAUGAUGCUGUACCCCAUGCUGAGCAUGCUCACUGUCAACAUCACCACCAUCUUCAUCCGAGGCAGCAACAUGGUUUUCUUCAGGGAUGCUCGGGUCUCCAGCAUCUUCAUGGGCAAGAACAUGCUGGCCAUUGGGAUGAAGGUCUGUAUGUUUGUGCAGUACCAGCGGCACCAGCACCACACCCCUCUGGGGACGGACCAGCAGCAGAGUGCCCCAGCCCAGCCAUCUACAGGGCCACGAAAGUCCCGGGACCAGCCUGCCUGCCCUGAGGAGCUGGCCCGGGACAACACGUGA
This is a messenger RNA of Acanthisitta chloris (rifleman), 930 nucleotides long. Its product is annotated as transmembrane protein 121-like. The record is from RefSeq and is a predicted model, not a curated record. Lineage: Eukaryota; Metazoa; Chordata; Aves; Passeriformes; Acanthisittidae.